AUGGCAAGCCCUUUGUCGCCUCUCAAUUCACAACAACUCAAUUCUCGUACGCCAGCGACCGUGGUGCGCGAAGCCAAGAUGAGCAACAACAGCAUUGCCGGCACUCCUUGCAGAACAUCAACACCAAACAACAAAUCGCACGAAGACGAUGUCAUCAACUGGGACGACGAGGACACUGGAAGCUCUCCUUUUGUCGCAGAGGCUGAGAGUCGCGUCGCGAGCAACAACUUCGACCAAGUUCAAAUCGACCCCGAAGUUGACGCUAUCUUCGAAGACCCAUCAGACCCAUCGGAAACACAGUUCUUCGAGACUGACGACAAGAAGGCUUCCGUCUUCUCUAUAUCCUCCAUUGGCGACAAGGAGAACACUGGUGCUGUCGAGUCAGGCAUCAAGAGCCCACAGCCAGACCAAGAGGAGACACACAAGACGCCAGAGAAGGCUGCCACACCAGAAGCCACGAGGAAGUCGAUGUCGCCUCUAAAAGCAAGAUCGACCGUCAAGAAGAGACGCAGCAGCACUUUCGAAGAGGACACAACCGCCAUGCCUCCACCUUCGACCAGAAAGACUUUGCGCUUCAACUCUCCUCUCAAGACUAAAUCGCCUACCAAGCAGCUCGACUUUGCUUCCAAGACACCUCUCCCUCACAGCCGCGAAGCCUCUUUCGAGAAGUAUGAUGACAAUGUGGACGACUCUAUCAUGAUAAACGAUGUCGACGAGACUGGUGUUGAUGACACUUGCUUCAGCACUUUCUCUGCUGUCCCAGACAUGACCAUGUUUGCCAAACUGGGCGAUCGCAGAAGCCCCCUCAAGCAAUCUAUCCAACAAACACCUCAAAGCGAGCAAGCCACACCCAGACCUCGAAGACGUCCCUCGGACGAGCGAUCUCCUUCUCCCACACCGCGCAGACCCAGAACCCCUGGCACCGCCCAGUCGAACACAACCAACCUCAUAGACUUCACUCAACAAAUCGAACGCUUUGCGCAUGCCUCCAACCGCCCCGAUGUCCAGCAGACUCCGUCGCGCAGAUCUCCUCAGAAGUCUGCUACAGAACCCAACCUCCUAUCAUACCUAAACCAGCAGCGUUCACCAAACAAGGGCGCCCGUAUGAGCACUCCUGCCAAGUCUACCAGCCUGCUCAACCUGCUCGACUUCGAACUGCCUCCAGCUCCCACACCUAGAUCGAUCCCUACAAUCACCGUGCGCGAGCUCGAAUCGAUGAAGUCGCAAUACCAAUCACAAAUCUCGUCACUCAAGGCAACUCUCUCUGGCAGAGAAGCCGAAGUCGACUCUUUGAAGAAGGCAGUGGGAGAUGCCGAAAGACGUGUCGGCGAGGCUCUUGAGAAUCUGCGUGAAGAAAAGGGCCAACGCGAGCAGAUCGAAUUUGAGAAGAACCAAUGGGAGCAGCGGGGUGUUGAGUUUGAACAACUCCUCAAGAACGUCAGAGAAGAGGUUAUGCGCAGUGACGAAGAGAAGGAAUCCCUGAUCCGCCGCGCCGAAGAGAGCGACCGCCAAACCGAAAGGCAACAAACCCGUGCAGAUGAGGCAGAGUCAAAAGUCCUCGAUCUGGAAGCCCAACUCGCAACCGCUCGCGCUGCCAUCCCUAAGAACGACGGCUCUGGUAACAUGAUCGACGAGGCACAAAUCCAACACCUCGUCCAACAACAGAUUGAUGCAAAGGUCGAAGCAGUCUCGCGCGAACUCCAUUCCGUCUACAAGAAGAAACAUGAGACAAAGGUCGCAACCCUCAAGAAGUCAUACGAAGCACGCGGCGAGAAGAAAUGCGCCGAACUCCAAGCCCGCCUCGACCAUCUCGCCAAACAAAACGAAGAACUCGCAGCCAAUGCAGCAAACAACAACAUCGAGAAUUCCAUGAUGUUCACAGCAGACGACCGCAGGGUGAUGGAAGAAGCAAACUCCACAAUCGAAGAACAGCGCGCCGCUCUCGCAAACCUAGACCGACAACUUCAAGUCAUGCAACACGAGCAAACCUCCCUGAUCCAGGAACUUGAAAAAGAAAGAGUUGAAAAGGGUGAACUUGUUGCUGCUGUGGAUGAAAUGCUCAUGUUGCAGACUUCGGCUCCAGAGGGAAACAGUGCUGCUGUUAUCGAGGACUUCAGACGCAGUAUUAGUAGGCCUGCUCCUCCGCCGCAUGCUAGUAUUCCUGCGUUCAGAGAGAGGGAGGAGAAGCCUGCCCCAGUACAAAGCAGAAUCGGCAGGGGUGUGCCUAGGGCUUCAGGAAUCGCUUCCAAGAGCAAGAUGAUGAGCAACAUCGAGCGUAUGGGUGGAGCUCCUAAGCAUUGA
Molecule: messenger RNA, 2301 nt
Organism: Aureobasidium pullulans EXF-150
Lineage: Eukaryota; Fungi; Ascomycota; Dothideomycetes; Dothideales; Saccotheciaceae
Exons: 2
Coding region: 1-2301 (766 amino acids)
Source: RefSeq, a predicted model, not a curated record